AUGAAUGACAAGCAGCAGGGACUUGAACAGAAGAUGCUUCUUGUUCUGCCUAAGUGGUAUUCAGUCUACCAGACUCUGCAACUUGCAUCUUCAAAUCCUUGGCAAGGAGAUGUGGAUGGUGUCAGAGAAGGCGAAGGCCUGCAGUGGACUGAAGAGGCUUGCAAGGAGUUCUGUUCCCAGGAUGUGGCCUUCAUCAGAGGACGAUUGGUCAUCAGCUGGGCGUACACAAACUUUACUACUACUGAAUGGUCAGCUCCAAUUGUGUGGCAUGGCACUUACAAUGAGUCAGUUUUGGAAAACUAUUAUGCAAAUCAUAAAAUUACUGUGGGGUUGACUGUGUUUGCUGUGGGAAGAUACCUUGAGUUCUAUUUGCCAGGCUUUUUGUUAUCUGCUGAUAAGUUUUUUAUGGUUGGCCAGAAAGUCAUAAUUUAUGUCAUGGUAGAUAACUUCUCCAAGAUGCCUUGGAUACAUCUGGGUCCCCUCCGUACAUUCAAAGUUUUUGAAAUUAAACGAGAGAGGAGAUGGCAAGAUAUCAGUAUGAUGCGCAUGAAAACCAUCAGUGAACUCAUUGUCAACCACAUCCAAUAUGAAGUUGACUUCCUUUUCUGCAUGGACGUGGAUCAAACUUUCAGAAAAAAAUAUGGAUUGGAGACUCUGGGAGAGUCAGUAGCUCAGUUGCAUACUUAUUGGUAUCAGGUAAAUCCUAAUCUAGUACCUUAUGAAAGAAGUCAGUUAUCAGAAGCAUAUAUACCUUUGAAUAAGGGAGAUUUUUAUUACCAUGCUGCUGUUUUUGGUGGCACUCCCCUUCAGGUUCUUGAUAUUGCCAGGGAGUGCUCCAAAGGAAUCAUCAAUGAUAAGAAAAAUAACAUUGAAGCAGUGUGGCAUGAUGAAAGCCACCUAAACAAGUAUUUCUUUCUCCAUAAACCCACCAAAAUAUUAUCACCAGAAUAUUGCUGGGAUUUUAAUCAUGAAAGGAAUUCUGAUAUCAAAACUGUCAAACUCUCUUGGAAUAUUAAGUAUUAUAAAUUUCUUAGAGUGACAGCAUAAUUUUAUAGCCCUUCCUUUAUAUUUCUGAAUUUAAGGGCAUCAUUUUAUCUCAUUCUUUAGAAAAUUGUCUUAUUCCUUGGACAAUUUGCACUCUACAAAAGUUAGCACUAAAAAAAUCACAAACAAAAUGGCAAGCCCACUACAGAGCAAACUUAUACUUUCCCUUACGUUCAUUUUGAAUUAUACAACAUGAGAUUUAAUAGCUGCAAAAUAGGUUUACUGAAAUCAGAAGAAGACAUGAAUGUUG
This is a messenger RNA of Saimiri boliviensis boliviensis (Bolivian squirrel monkey), 1294 nucleotides long. Lineage: Eukaryota; Metazoa; Chordata; Mammalia; Primates; Cebidae. The record is from RefSeq and is a predicted model, not a curated record.